AUGGUGGGAUCUCGUUUGUGUGCAGCUUUGGCUCUUCCGGACCUUGCAGAGCAGUUUGCCCCUCCUGACAUUGCCCCGCCUCUUCUUAUCAAGCUGGUGGAAGCCAUUGAAAAAAAAGGUCUGGAAUGUUCAACUCUGUACAGAACACAGAGCUCCAGCAACCUGGCAGAAUUACGACAGCUUCUUGAUUGUGAUACGGCCUCUGUGGACUUGGAAAUGAUUGAUGUGCAAGUUUUAGCAGACGCUUUCAAACGCUAUCUCCUGGACUUACCAAAUCCUGUCAUUCCAGUAGUCGUUUACAGUGAAAUGAUUUCUUUAUCCCAAGAAGUACAAAGCCCCGAAGAAUAUAUCCAGCUGUUGAAGAAGCUCAUUAGGUCACCUAACAUACCUCAUCAGUAUUGGCUUACACUUCAGUAUUUGUUGAAACACUUUUUCAAGCUCUCUCAAGCCUCCAGCAAAAACCUCUUGAAUGCAAGAGUGCUCUCUGAAAUUUUCAGCCCUAUGCUUUUCAGAUUCCCAGCAGCCAGCUCUGAUAAUACUGAACACCUCAUAAAAGUUAUAGAAAUUUUAAUCUCCACUGAGUGGAAUGAACGACAGCCUGCACCAG
Galeopterus variegatus (Sunda flying lemur) is the source of this 607-nucleotide messenger RNA. Its product is annotated as phosphatidylinositol 3-kinase regulatory subunit alpha-like. The record is from RefSeq and is a predicted model, not a curated record. The transcript is spliced from 5 exons. Gene Ontology annotation, biological process: signal transduction; regulation of GTPase activity. Lineage: Eukaryota; Metazoa; Chordata; Mammalia; Dermoptera; Cynocephalidae. Gene Ontology annotation, molecular function: GTPase activator activity. The annotation marks the transcript as partial.